This is a messenger RNA of Camellia sinensis, 2567 nucleotides long. RefSeq names its product hexosyltransferase GAUT11. The record is from RefSeq and is a predicted model, not a curated record. NCBI's taxonomy places the organism in Eukaryota, Viridiplantae, Streptophyta, Magnoliopsida, Ericales, Theaceae. Gene Ontology annotation, molecular function: polygalacturonate 4-alpha-galacturonosyltransferase activity.
UCCGACACAAAUUUCCCUCACCUAUUUGCCUAUUUCCCUCCCCCUCCUUUGAGUCGAAGGUGCCAUAUCCAUGCGGAGAGAGCUCUCUUGUUGUGAUCGAAUAGCUUUUGUCGACAAGCUUCACUCUCAUCCCAUUCCUAGAUUCCAAUAUCUGCUCUUUCAAUCUCUUUACACCUUAAAUUACACUGUACUACCCAAUUCAAAGGUUUGUACUUUACUCUGAAUUUAUAUCUACACGACAAGUAUCUCAGUCACUGCCAAGGGUGCUUCCUUAGAUCGCGAGGGAGACUCGUUUAAUUGCUUUCUCGAUCCAAUUCGACCGAUGGGUCUGUUUAUGAUUUCUGGUUAUUUCGAUUUUUUGAUUUAUUAGAGAAAAACUAAAACUCCAACUCAAUAGUUCCGUGAUCCAAUCCGAGUGAUGGGUGGUUUUGAAGCGAGACUCGUUUCAUUCCUUUCUUGAUCCAAUUUGAGUGAUGGGUUGGUUUUGAUUCUGAUUCUGAUUCUGAUUAUUGGGUUUGUUUCGAGAAAAACUCCAGCUAAAUCAUUCCAUGAUCGAAUCCGAGUGAUGGGUGGUUUUGAAUUGGUUCUCCGGCGGUGAAUUGUGGAAGGAAGCGGCGGAAGAUGCGGCGGCGGGCGGCCGAUUACCGGCGCCCGGUUCGGAGGAGGUAUUCAUGUUGGAUCUGGGGGCUUCUUGUGAUUAUCGCAGUUGCUGGAUUUCUUUUGUUUGUUGUUCAUCACUACCAUCGCCAUGAAGAUCGGGUCGAACAGCCAAUACUGGAUAAAGAUGCAAGAUAUGAACAGGUUACCACCCGUGAGCAUCUAAAUUUUACCGAAGAAAUCCAAAGUGCUAAUUCAUAUGCUAGGCAAUUAGCCGAACAGAUGACACUUGCCAAAGCUUAUGUCAUUAUUGCAAAAGAGCACAAUAACCUUCGUCUUGCAUGGGAGCUCAGUGAGAAGAUCCGAAGUUGCCAAUUUUUGCUAUCAAAGGCUGCCAUGGCAGAGGAGCCCGUCAAUCAAGAUGAAGCAAAACCCAUCAUUAAAGGCCUAUCGUCACUAAUUUUUAAGGCCCAAGAUGCCCAUUACGACAUUGCAACCACGCUGAUGACAUUGAAGUCCCAUAUUCAAGCCCUUGAAGAGCGUGCAAGCGCGGCAACAGUUCAAAGUGAGGUGUUUGGACAAUUAGCUGCCGAAGCAUUACCUAAGAAUCUCCUUUGCCUAAAUGUCAAACUCAUGGCCGAUUGGCUUAAGAAGAAGUCCCUACAAGAUCUUGCGGAUGAGAAGCGAAACUCUCCCCGUCUUGUUGACAACAAUCUCUACCAUUUCUGCAUAUUUUCAGACAAUUUGUUGGCUGUUUCGGUUGUUAUUAACUCAACUGUCUGCAAUGCUGAUCAUCCAAAGCAGCUGAUUUUCCAUGUUGUGACAAAUGGAGUGAACUAUGGGGCAAUGCAGGCUUGGUUCCUCAGCAACGACUUUAAAGGGUCGACAAUAGAAGUGCAGAACAUUGAAGAAUUCAAUUGGUUGAAUGCUUCUUACUCUCCUAUUUCAAAACUACUGCUUGAAACAGAUUUGCGAGCGUAUUAUUUUGAAGGGUAUGAAGAUAUGAAAAUGGAACCAAAGCUCCGAAAUCCAAAGCAUGUAUCUUUGUUGAACCACCUUCGAUUCUACAUCCCAGAGGUCUAUCCCCAGCUUGAGAAAGUAGUUUUUCUUGACGAUGAUGUUGUUGUACAGAAAGAACUAACCCAUCUCUUUUCAUUGGAUUUGCACGGAAAUGUGAACGGAGCGGUUGAAACUUGUCUUGAAGCGUUUCAUCGCUACUACAAGUAUCUCAACUUCUCGGAUCCAAUCAUUAGCUCGAAGUUUGACCCACAGGCUUGUGCUUGGGCGUUUGGCAUGAACGUUUUCGAUUUGAUUGCGUGGAGGAAAGCAAACGUGACUGCUCGAUAUCAUUACUGGCAGCAGCGAAAUGCAGAUAGAACACUCUGGAAGCUGGGCACACUUCCACCAGGCCUUUUAGCAUUCUAUGGACUGACAGAGCCACUUGAUCGGAGAUGGCAUGUGUUAGGAUUGGGUUACGAUCCCAACAUUGAUAACCGUCUGAUUGAGAGUGCGGCUGUAAUUCACUUCAACGGAAACAUGAAACCGUGGCUGAAAUUGGCUAUUAGCAAGUAUAAGCCUCUAUGGGAACGGUAUGUAAAUCAGAGCCACCCUUAUCUCCAAGAUUGUGUCACGAGUUGAAACGUUCACUCUCAAUUACGGGUAAAUUUUAUGCAUUUUGAAUACGUUCAACUCUCCAAAACUGUAACCACGUUAUUGUAGUGUCAGAUGCAGAAAAUUUUGGCCUCGUUAGGAGAUUUUUUCUAUCUUUUUUUCUAUAUAAAUUUUUUUUUUUCGUUUUCAUUUUGAUAUUUUGAAAAGAUUCUCUUAGGGUAGAAAGAAAAUUUGUAUGAGGUGAAGGGGCUUGCGGUGAUUGAUUUUUUACACAGCUUUAGAAUUGUUUGUUCUGUAGCAAUUUUGUAAUAAUCUCUCAGCUCUUCUAAAUUAUAUAAAGUAGUUGAAUUGAACACAAA